Plutella xylostella (diamondback moth) is the source of this 1750-nucleotide messenger RNA. The record is from RefSeq and is a predicted model, not a curated record. Lineage: Eukaryota; Metazoa; Arthropoda; Insecta; Lepidoptera; Plutellidae.
CGUUUAUGUUUAAUUUUCUCGUAUUGUUUUGUUUUGUUCGAUUUUAUUUUGUUUUUGACUAAACAAUCAUCAACAGAAAAACAAAAAAAUGUCAAUAUAAGCAAGAUCUAGAAACAAGAACUCAUUUGAAAAAUAAUAAUAUUGAUGCAAGUCUAGUCUCCUUGUUGAGUUGCAUAUCCAAUUCCAAAUAGGUUUAGCAAGGAAUAUGGAGGUGGAAGAGUUUGAAGGUUGUAUCAGCUGCAUGAAAACUAAAGAUUUAUGUGACCUAUUUACUGUUUAUGGAGAAAAUGCUCAAACCUACGCGAAAAUGUUUGAAACUUGUUUCAAUGUUAAGAUAGCUGAUGAGCUGAAGUUUAUUUGCUCCACAUGUGCUCAUAAAUUACAAAACGCAUGUACAUUUAGAGAACUAACUUUAAAAACUAUUAACAUGGUGCAAGUUAUUAAAGAUGAAGAAUAUCUUGAUGAAGAAUUAUUAGAAGCCGAUGACAAAACUGAAGUAAAACCAGAAAUAGGAGAUGAUGAUCCUGAUGAUGACUCAACCAAGGCCAGUGGUAUACGUGUGGGCCUGUGCAGUCACAUGGACAACAGGCAUCCCUGCGACAUGUGUGCAGCCGUAUUCGCCUCCGCCAGAACCCUGAAAGAGCAUAAGGAAAGAAGUCAUGGUAUCCACGGUACUAUUGGGGGCGAAUCGAAGCAGUAUCCGUGCCAUUUUUGUGAGAACGUUUAUAGCGGGCGCAAGGCUUGCUACACGCAUUUGAGGAUGAAACAUGGAUUGAAGCUGAGCACGGAGCAAGCCCCGAAGUUCACCCCGAGACAGCGUAAGCAGUGCCACGUGUGCAAUAAGGACUUCAGCCAGCAGCAGAUACUCAACAAGCAUCUGUGGAAGGCUCAUGGAUACGAGGUGGAGAAACGCAAGGCGUUCCAGUGUCCGCUGUGCGAGUCUCGCGUCAGCUACGGCCACCACUUCGACCAGCACCUGCUGACGGAGCAUCGACUCAAGCAGCACGUGGAGACCCUCCAGUUCCCCUCCAUGGACGACUUCAUAAUGUACAAGAGCCAGGUACAAGAACAGACCCGGUGCCGCUUCCGCAAGACCACGGCCAGCAAACACACCAUCGAGGGCCUCCGCUCUCACUACAUGUGCUCGCAGUCAGGGGUCUAUGUGUAUCAGGGUAAAGGCAUCCGGCCGGCGCCCGAGCGGCAGAUCUACAAGACGGGCAAGGCGUGCCCCGCCCACAUCGUGGUGACGGAGAGCGUGGGCGGCGUGCGCGUCGUGUUCCACUCCACACACGUGGGCCACGGAGCGUGCCCCUACUACGAGCCGCGUGAAUCUCGCAAAUCCAAGUCGGAGUCGAGCCUCGACCGCUGCCCGGGGCUCAGCCCGGGAUCGGCCACCUACGACCCUGACGACUUGGAUCAGGACCUAGAUGAUAGCGAGCGCGAAUGGCUCUGCGACACGUGCGGCGAGUCGUGCGACAGCGCGCGGCAGUUCGCGACGCACUGCGACGCGCACAGCUGCCGGCUGCUGCCCUGCAUCUACUGCGACAGCGUGUUUGAAAACAUCGAAUGGCUGACCAAGCAUCUUCGCUCGGAACACAAUAUCGGAACUUUCAUGUGAAUUGCUGAAACUGCAGAAAUCCGAAUUUACGUUAUGUUUACUAGAUUAUAGAUAUAGCAUAUUAAUUACCAUGUCAAAUGACUAGUUUUAAUUUGGUUAGAAAAAUAAAAUAGGAACAUGUUUUCAUAUUAA